AUGGCUUUGGCCUGCGCUGGCAUGGUUUCCGCACAAACAUUUACUGACUGCAACCCAUUGAAGAAGACUUGCCCUGCCGACCCAGCUUUUGGAGACACCAAGGUUGAGUGUGACUUUGCCAAGGGCGAGUGCAGUGCUUUCCACAACAUGAUUGCCACAGAACUCAAGUACACCGAGCAAGGUGCUCUUUUCCGCAUCAACAAGGAGACCGAGGCUCCCACAAUCCGAUCAGACAACUACCUCUUCUUCGGCCGUGUCGACGUUGUCGUCCAGGCUGCCAAGGGUCAGGGUAUUGUCACCAGCGCCGUUCUUCAGUCUGAUGACCUCGAUGAGGUCGACUGGGAGUGGGUUGGAGGUGAUGAUGCUCAGGUCCAGUCCAACUACUUUAGCAAAGGUGAUACUUCCACCUACGACCGUGCCCAGUACCAUCCCGUCUCUGCUCCCCUGAGCACUACUCACAAGUACUCUGUUGAGUGGACAUCCACCAAGAUUGACUGGCUCAUUGACGACGUCGUUGUCCGAACCCUCAACGCUGCCGAUGCCAAGGGCGCCGCUGGUUUCCCCCAGACUCCCAUGCAGGUCAAGAUGGGUACUUGGGUCGCCGGUGGCAAGAACAGCAACGAGGGAACUCGAGAGUGGGCUGGCGGAUACACCGACUUCAAACAGGCUCCCUUUGAUGCUUACUACCGCAGCGUCACCAUUGUCGACUACGCUGGAAAGGACGCCCCUGGCCAGAACCCUGGUGCCAAGGAGUACCUCUGGACCGACAAGUCUGGUGACUGGGAGAGCAUCGAUGUCAAGAAGACUCUGUCUGAUACCGAGACCAGCGCCAGCACCACUGUUACCAAGGCUACCAAGACUGCCGAGCCUACUAAGACCAAGACUGCUGAGCACACCUCCACUGUUGAGGAGACUACCAGCGCUGUCGUGACCAAGACCAAGACCGCCGAGCACGAGUCCAAGACUCAUGAGACUCAGACUGAGUCUGCCAAGGAGACCAAGACCACCGAGGCUGCUACCACCUUCUCCACUGCCACUGCUGUCGCCAGCACCACUGUUGUUUCUGAUGAGGCCGCUGCCACAUCCACUGGAGGUGCCAGCUCUGGCCCUGACUCUGGUGUCAACUCUGGUGCCGCUGUUGACCGUGGCAGUUCCUCAGACUCUGCUGAUAGUGCUCCCAGCGACACUCCCGUCGCUGUCAACUCUGGCUCUCGCAUGGCCGGCAGCUUGAUCACUGCUUUUGCAGGUCUCAUGCUUGCUCAGAUCAUCAUCUAA
Messenger RNA from Fusarium graminearum PH-1, 1275 nucleotides. RefSeq lists its product as uncharacterized. Gene Ontology annotation, cellular component: fungal-type cell wall. Gene Ontology annotation, biological process: fungal-type cell wall organization; carbohydrate metabolic process. Bases 1 to 1275 code for a protein of 424 amino acids. Lineage: Eukaryota; Fungi; Ascomycota; Sordariomycetes; Hypocreales; Nectriaceae. The transcript is spliced from 2 exons. Gene Ontology annotation, molecular function: hydrolase activity, hydrolyzing O-glycosyl compounds; glycosyltransferase activity. The record is from RefSeq and is a predicted model, not a curated record.